AUGGCCGGAGGAAUCUUCACCAGUUUGGAUCAUCAGUAUAACGUGGACUGUACGAGCGUCCACCCCCUCAUGUGUCACCUGUGUCACGAGCAGUACCAGUCCCCGUGUCUGCUGGACUGCUACCACAUCUUCUGUGCCCGCUGCCUGCGAGGCCGGACCACUGACAACCGUCUCAGCUGCCCCCUCUGUGGAUAUCCAUCCUUAGUAAAAGGGAAUAAUGCCCUCCCGCCUGAAGACCGUCUGCUCAGGUUUCUUGUUGACAACAAUGCAGACACAGAGGAGACGGUCCCGUGUGCCAACUGUGACCAGGAAAGUAACAAAAAGGAAACCGGACUGAUGUACUUCUGUAAUACCUGCAGCCAGCCACUGUGCGGCGACUGCAAGGAGCUGACUCACAAGGCCCGAAUGUUUUCCCAUCAUGAGAUUGUCACCUUGGCCAAACGCACUAAAGCCAAACACAGGAAGUGCUCUCUCCACGAGGAGCCGUACAUCCUCUUCUCAACAGAGAACAAGUCAAUGCUUUGCAUCAAGUGCUUCAGAGACAUGCAAGUGGAGAGUCGUACUCACUGCAUUGAUACUGAAACAGCCUACAUGCAGGGCUGUGAGAUGCUGGACCAGGCUGUGCUGGUGGUGAAGGAGCUGCAGACUUCAGCCCGGGAGGCGAUCGUCCUGCUGAGAUCAAUGAUAGGAGAAGUGUGUCUAAAUGUGGAGGAGGAAGAGAACGCGAUCUGCAGUCUCUUCAACAGUCUGCAGGAAAAACUAGCAGAGAGGAAGAAGAUUCUGUUAAAAGCAGCUCAGAGUCAACAUGAGGAGAAGGAGAAAGCACUGAAGGAGCAACUGUCACAUCUUACUGCGCUUUUACCAACCCUCCAGGUUCAUCUCGUCACGUGCUCGGCUUUCCUCAGCUCGGCCAACAGGUUUGAGUUUCUGGACAUGGGCUACCAGCUGAUGGAGCGGCUGAAGAGGAUCGUGAAGCUCCCUCAUCGCCUGAGGCCGGUUCAGAGCAGCAAGAUCAACACAGACUACCGGAGCGAGUUCGCCCGCUGCCUGGAGCCCCUGCUGCUGCUGGGGCCGCGCUGCCCCCCCUCUGUGGCCGGAUCUAUAAGUGCUGCAACCAGGCUCCAGUCGCCUCUCUCCAUGUCCUGCCGCUCGCCGUCUCUCAGCGAGAUGCCUCUGGGCUCGGUGCUGGGGCGAAGGCCGACGUCUCAUCGCAACAUCUGCACCAAGGUCCUGCUGGCCGAGGGGAGGGAGACGCCCUUCACCGAGCACUGUCGCAACUACGAGAACACCUACAGGACCCUCCAGACGGAGAUCCAGAAUCUAAAGGACCAGGUCCAGGAGCUGCACCGAGACCUGACCAAGCACCACUCCAUCAUCAACACCGAAAUAAUGGGCGAGGUCCUGGACAGGUCGCUGCACAUCGACGGCCAGAUCACCGCCCAGUACUCCACUGUGGAAACUGUGAGGGUGGUGUUUGAAGAGAUCUGGGAGGAAACGUUCCAGCGGGUCACUAACGAGCAGGAGAUCUAUGAAGCUCAGCUUCUGGACCUGAUGCAGCUGAAGCAGGAGAACUUCUCCUUAACCACCAUCGCCAAACAGAUCAGCCCGUACAUCUUAUCCAUCGCCAAGGUCAAGGAGCGACUGGAGCCCAGUUUUCAGGAGCCGAAGGAGCAACAUGACGACCGCACAGAAACGAUGCUGAAAAUCUACGAAGACAACUCGAUGACAAAGCAAAGUCACGACAGUGACAACCAGACGUGUGUCUCCGACCAAGACAGAGACGAGAACCAGCGUCCACUGGUCCUGGAAUCAAGGGACAGCUCCGUCCAGGCCGAUCCUCCAGGCAGGCCGAGGGGGGGGCCCACAGAGACGUCCAGCCACAAUGAGAUGCCUUCGUAA
Limanda limanda (common dab) is the source of this 1899-nucleotide messenger RNA. Its product is annotated as RING finger protein 207-like. Gene Ontology annotation, cellular component: perinuclear region of cytoplasm. Gene Ontology annotation, biological process: regulation of cardiac muscle contraction; regulation of heart looping. Bases 1 to 1899 code for a protein of 632 amino acids. The record is from RefSeq and is a predicted model, not a curated record. Gene Ontology annotation, molecular function: zinc ion binding; Hsp70 protein binding; transmembrane transporter binding. NCBI's taxonomy places the organism in Eukaryota, Metazoa, Chordata, Actinopteri, Pleuronectiformes, Pleuronectidae. The transcript is spliced from 17 exons.